GCACAGAUGCACACUGGGACAAAAGGACUUGGACCUAGGAGUCAGCAGCCAUGACACCAACUGACCUCGCUCAUUUUUCAUUCUAAAUAAAGAGUGGGAUGGGAUUGUUUUUAUUUUGGCUUCUACCUGGAGUUUGGGAUCCUUAUUUUAGCCCAAAUUCUGCCAUGAAGAAUGUUUUCAGGAAGUAGGAACCCAGCUCUCGGCCCUUUGAUUCAUCUAGCUGGAGUGGACUGCCCAUUCAGGGUCACAGAUCACUCGCUUCGAUUGACACAUCUAAAAUUAUGAACAGCUCAGCAUCCUUCUCCCAGUACAAGUCAGAGGAUGGUACCGUCUCUUCAGCAUUUGGACAAAACUACUCCCACACUGGGACACCAAUACCCACUCCAAUUCCUAACCGUGCAACCUCCAAAAACACAAGUAGUUAUGCUGCCAAAACAGAGUCGUUGCUCUUUAACAAGAUUGAUGAGAGACAGAGGCUGGCCCGUGAGCGCAGAGAGGAGCGGGAAAAACAGAACGCUGCCAAAGAGGCCCAGUGGCAGGCAAGAGAGGAGCGAGCCAGGCAGCACUAUGAGAAGCAGCUGGAGGAGAAGAGGAGAAAACUGGAAGAGCAGCGAAUAAAGGAGGAGAAAAGACGGGCCGCCGUGGAGGAGAAGCGACGACAGAAACAGGAGGAGGACCGAGCACGUCAUGAGGCGGUGAUACGUCGCACCCUGGAGAGGAGCCAAAAAACCAGACCAAAGCAAAACCGCUGGUCCUGGGGAGGAGUGCUGCACAGCAACACUACCAGCAUACCAGCCGGUUUGGUCGAGUCUGCUUUCCUCUGUCCACUCGACCUUGCUGGACUGGAGCACAUGCAGAGUGCUUUCAGUUUCUACCGCAGAUAUGGAUUAACGUCCCACUAUGCUGACAGAAGGUCAGUUUCCACUGUUAAUUUAUCCAAACAUACGGACCCCAUCAUUACCAAGCGGCUCUCCUCCUCUUCUGCCACUCUGCUGCACUCACCAGACCGAGGCUUACAGAUGAGAACAACUUCCACCCCUGUUAUGAGCAAAGCUCUUUCCAAACCCCGCCUACAUCAGGGGAAGACCACGCAGCACAAAAACCCAGGACUCCGCCGCCUUCCGCUGACGCCAUGGGAGAGCAACGUGGUGAACCGCCUACAGCAGCCAACGCACUCCUACCUGGCCCGCAGCCGCAGUGCCAUGAGCUUGUCUGGAGACCAGUCAGCCAUGCAUAUGUGUCCUCGCUCAGUUUCCUGCCACCCCAUGGGCACCAUGUCCUUCAAGGCCCUGCAGACUCAGCCUCUCCCUCACUGCCGAAGCCAGGAUAGGAGCCUCAGCAGAGAGAAAGCUUCCCCUGCUUCCACCGCCCCACGGAGGAGAACCACGGGAACCAUGCAGCAAAAGGACCGGGAGAGUGUCAGAAAAUCCUGGAGCAACCUCUCCCUCCCUCUGGCUCCUACUUUGUCAUUACCCCCCAACAAGUCCAUUGCUUCUUCAGGCAAGAAGUCCAACAAAACAACACCGCCCUCUGCUGGCAGACCUCCACAGAAAACGAUAGGACGCCCGUCAACCCCCAAGCUAGUUAAGUCUCCAAUUUCAGAGGAUCCUGGGAACCUUCGUCCUGUCAGGAUCACACCUGAGAAUUCCCAACCGUCAACACCAACGGCACCAAAAGAGGAAGGAGAGGAGAAGGAGCAGAUUUUAAGUCCUUCUCAACCCAGACCCCAACCAGUGGGUCAGAACAAACCCUCCAGUGAGCAGAUUUCAAGCACACCGGCUGGAGUAAACGAGAGUACAAACAGUCCUCCAGCUCAGAAACUGUCAGCUGGUACCACAGAUCCAGAAGAGGCAAGUCGGAUACUGGCUGAAAAACGACGGCUGGCCCGGGAGCAGAGAGAGAGGGAGGAGGAGGAGCGGAGACAACAGGAGGAGCAGGCGAGAUUAGCAAAGGAGGAGAUAGCCCGCCGUAAAGCUGAAGAGCGGGCAAAAAGAGAGGAGGAGGCCCAGCGUCUGGCAGAGGAGAAGAAGAGGCAGGAGGAGGAGGAGGACAGAAGGGCUGAGGAGGAGAAGCUUCAGAAGGACAGAGAAGAGGCCGAGAGACUCCGAAAACAGAAAGAGGAGGAGGAGUCUCGAUUGAGGGAGGAGGCGGAGCGAUUGAGGCUGAAGAGAGAGAAGCACUUUCAGAAAGAAGAGGCUGAACGACUGGAGAGAAAGAAGCGUUUGGAGGAGAUCAUGAAGAGAACUAGACGCUCGGACACAUCUGAAAAGAAAGUCAGGACCAGAGACAGCGAAGUGAUUCCUGGUUCUGCUGAAGCACCUGCUGCCGCCGUGCCUCAGACAUCCAACAGUGAGCCUAACCUCAGCCCACAGCCCAGCACCACUGCACUGAGCCACCCAGACCAGAGGUGGGAGAACGGGGAUUUUGAAGAGGAAAUCACCCUGCCUUCACAUUCCAGGUUGUCUCCUCCUGAAGGAGAGGAGCAGCAGGAGAAGGUGGUAGAGGAGAGUAAAGUUUCUGUCGUAGCCUUCAUGGAGAACGGUCCUCUAAAGCCUCUUAGUGGAGUAGAAGAUAUAUCAGCCCAGCAAGGGCCAGAUGUGGCCUGAUGUUGCUGUGCGAUGCAAGGACUCCACAGAGACGGGAGAAACCGAGAAGGAAACAGAGAAUCAUGGAGCUAUGAGAACUGAACCAAACCAAGGAUUCCUAACACCAUAUAUUCAUAGCCAUGUCCCAGAACUGGUGUCUCCAAAGAACUACAACAAGGCAUCCUUCCAAAAAGAAGUGUUUUUUUUUUACUUUUGGAAAAUCAGACAAAGAGCUAAUUUCCCUGACACUUGGGCAUAACUUUUUGAAAAUGUGGCCCCAGUUCCUCCCCUCGAUUCUCUAACAACCUGAAAUCACAGGACAACAUUGACCCUCCUGCUCUAUCAAGUGAGGCUAAGCAGGGACAAAUAUUGUAGUGUAAACCGAGUCACCUUUUAAGUCUCCAACUGUGAUACUUGAAGUUGUUUUCAAUGUUCUUUGAAUUCCAGCAACUGUAAUGUGACUUUAUAUCUGGAAAAAAAAAGGUUCAAAACUGCACAGUUGUUGAUUUAGAUUUGAUGGAAUGACAGCACAAAGUUAUAAAGAGUGUCAUGCAAAACAAUGUAUUUCGUCAACAGCGUUUAAAAUUAGGGGCUAUCAGAUACAGACCAGGGUGAUGGAGUAUUACAAGCUUUAGUUUCAUUAGGAUUCUGUUUUCUCAGGCAACAGAAGGAUAGGGCAAAACCUCAUUUUCAUUUAGUUUUAAUGGCUGUAAAGAUUAAAUGUGAUUCUUUAAGUUGCCUGCAUCUUUUUUGUUCACUUAGGAAAAUACUUUUUCUUUGGGUUAAAAACCUGUUGGUUUACUUUUUACAGUGAAACUGGAAGUAUUUAGCUAUUCCCUUUUAUUAGGCUGCGUUAGAAGCUGAAUGGAGUCCUCCCCCCCAAACCAGUUCAAAAGGAGGAAGAGUUAACCGAUAUUGAUUUCAUCCUUUUUUUUAUGAAAGGAUGCUGCUAAUUGAGUUUUUUUUUUUUUGAAAUUGCAGCUGUUGAAGUUGUCCAUGUCUGCACUGAAUUGUAGAAAUGCAUUCCUGAGCUUUAGCAUUUUCAGCCAAACUAAGGUCUUCCUGUUGAUGCAGAUAUGAAGAGAUUAAAUGCUGGCCUUUUUAUAAGCAGCCACUCAUACAUUGCUCUCUCCAGCUCUUUGCAGCCUGAUCUUUGGGGUUUACAUUGUCACUAAUACCAUUCACACGUUCUUGUCCCAGGUUUCUUCCAGCUGGACUGUUAAAGUUCUGGUAACUAUAGGUUUGUGAAAUAUAAGUGGAUAUUUUCUUAAAGACAAAGCUUUGUAAGCAAAGAAAUCCCUUAAUUUAAAUAACUGUAUACUGGUUGGUAGAAAGUUAUUCACACCAUUGUAUUACUGAGGUGAAAAAAAUGAUUACAGCUCUAUUUGUGAGCAAAUAAAUUUUCUUUGAAGUAAUUAAA
Cyprinodon tularosa is the source of this 4005-nucleotide messenger RNA. RefSeq names its product ensconsin. Gene Ontology annotation, biological process: microtubule cytoskeleton organization. Gene Ontology annotation, cellular component: microtubule cytoskeleton. The coding region runs from base 282 to 2606 and encodes 774 amino acids. Lineage: Eukaryota; Metazoa; Chordata; Actinopteri; Cyprinodontiformes; Cyprinodontidae. The record is from RefSeq and is a predicted model, not a curated record. The transcript has 20 exons.